UCUUUUGUUUGCGGGAUUUACACAACAAUGGCGGGAGAAGAACCACAGCAGCACCAUGAAAGCUUGACCGAACAAAUAGAACAUGGUGACAUUGACUCUAUCGACACCAACGCGCGUUAUCUCGCUUAUGGUGCUCGACUACGAACAGCCCUGACGGCUUCUUCGCGCUAUUUGGCCUAUACAAGUGAUGUCGGUGAAGCCUUUCGUCCCAUUGUAUCUCCUUUAGUUGUCAAAGCUGCGUAUGGCAUUAGUUGGGCCUAUCUCGGUCUCGAUGUAUCUUAUGAGGGUUAUAAGGCAGUCCAGGCUGGCAAGGACAAUGCCACUGUCGCCACCAUGGUUGUAAAACGGGGUGUUUUCCAAUCGCUGGCCAGUAUGGCAUUUCCAAUGUUGACGAUUCACUCGCUUGUAAAGUAUAGCGCAAAAACGAUCUUUGCCAAUGUCAAGAAUGCCAAGGUCAAGGGCUGGGGACCGACAUUUAUGGGUCUGGGUAUCUUGCCGUUUCUACCCUACAUGUUUGAUCAUCCUGUAGAAACGGCAGUGGAUAAGAUCUUUGAGCCAGUAGAGAAAUAUGUGUUGCAAAAGAAGGUGCCGCAUGUUGCUCAUGAAACUGUAGAGGAGGAGAAAAAGACACAGUAAUAUAUAUCACAUCAUAUACAUGCAUCAACACCAUCAUAGAUUUUAUAUAUGCGCAUUUAACUAUACAUCAUAUGUUGCACCAGGACCCUUUUCCUUUUGACAGCACUUGCUGCUACGCUACACAUUCC
Messenger RNA from Zychaea mexicana, 764 nucleotides. RefSeq names its product mitochondrial 18 KDa protein-domain-containing protein. The record is from RefSeq and is a predicted model, not a curated record. The transcript has 2 exons. Gene Ontology annotation, biological process: mitochondrial fission. The coding region runs from base 28 to 636 and encodes 202 amino acids. Gene Ontology annotation, cellular component: mitochondrion. NCBI's taxonomy places the organism in Eukaryota, Fungi, Mucoromycota, Mucoromycetes, Mucorales, Lichtheimiaceae.